CUGACGAAAGAAAAGUCGUGUUACCCAUAGCACCUGCACGAAGAUGAAACUCUGUGUUUUCGCUCUGGCAGUCCUUUUAGGACCCAGUGCCGUGCUCACUUGGAACCAAAAGUGUAUUCGCAAACCGGUUGGUUUUGGGCGAAGGACAACCGGUGGCCAGGGCGGCAGGUGGGUCACUCCAAGAAACACCAAUGAGCUCCGAAACUACUUGAAGAGCAAUGAAAAGCUAAUCAUCAACCUGGACCGCACGUAUGAUUUCACAAACUCUGAGGGGUGGAUCUCAUCCCGCGGAUGCUUUUUCCAGAAGUGUGGCGGUGGUUUCCAAGAGUCACUUGCACACGCUGGAACGUGCAACGGCAGACCCCCAACAACGGUGAAGUAUGCAAGGGCAGGGACAACGGAGCUUCUUGUCGGAUCCAACAAGUCAAUUUUGAGCAAAAACCGCAGAGGGGUCAUCAAAGGUAAAGGCUUGCGUAUUAAGAAUGCUAAUAAUGUCAUCAUAAAAGACAUCACCAUUACUGACAUCAACCCUGGAGUCAUUUGGGCGGGGGACGCUCUCGCACUUGACAAUGUGCAAAACGUGUGGAUACAUCGCGUAACUUUCAGGAGGGUCGGCCGCCAGCAUCUUGUCACUUACCAGAAAACAAACAAAGGGAUCACAGUCUCCUCUUGUCUUUUCGAUGGCACCACUACCAAUGCUGCCUACUGCGACAAGGAACACUACUGGGUGUGGCUCUUCUGGGGCACACAUGACGAGAUUACGUUGAUUAACAAUCAGAUUGUUAAUUCCGCGGGGAGACUGCCGCACGCUGGUGGAUGGUCAAAGUCCUGGAACUUAAUUCACCUAAUUGGCAACGAAUUUGUAACUAACCGCCACACUGGAAUAGAACCAAGGCUUGGAGGUCAAAUUCUUGCAGAAGGCAACAAAUUCAUCAACUUUAGAUACCCAGUAAAUCCAAACUCCAAGGGUGGUCACUUGGCCCUACCCAACGAUGGAAACGCUGCUAACAAAUGUAAGAGGUACUUUGGCCAGAACUGUCUGGUAAACAAAUACCAGAACUCUCCUGCUCCUAGUAGGUUCGACGAAGUUGUCCUCAACUACUUCAGUAAGCUGGACAGAGUUGCCAUCAACGGUGCACGGGCGGCCGCAUGCGAACGAUGAGCAAUCAAUCAGGGACACUCAUUAAAGACUGAAAAGCGAUUA
Messenger RNA from Frankliniella occidentalis (western flower thrips), 1204 nucleotides. RefSeq lists its product as uncharacterized. The transcript is spliced from 6 exons. The coding region runs from base 44 to 1162 and encodes 372 amino acids. NCBI's taxonomy places the organism in Eukaryota, Metazoa, Arthropoda, Insecta, Thysanoptera, Thripidae. The record is from RefSeq and is a predicted model, not a curated record. Gene Ontology annotation, molecular function: pectate lyase activity.